Molecule: messenger RNA, 552 nt
Organism: Lottia gigantea (owl limpet)
Lineage: Eukaryota; Metazoa; Mollusca; Gastropoda; Lottiidae
Exons: 3
Molecular function (GO): oxidoreductase activity, acting on paired donors, with incorporation or reduction of molecular oxygen; heme binding; iron ion binding
Source: RefSeq, a predicted model, not a curated record
ACUACCAGUAGCUCACUUACUUGGAUUUUAUUGAAUUUAUCUGAACAUCCAGACGUACAAGAAAAAGUCAGAGAGGAAAUUCUCAGUGUCUUCCCAGUUAACGGAAGUGAAGUCCAUCCUAAUAAAUUUGAUGAGUUACCCUACUUAACUUGUGUAAUUAAUGAAUCCUUACGGUUAUAUCCUCCUGUAACAACAUAUUUCCGUCAAGCUAUAAAUGAUGAUAUAAUCAAUGGUUAUAGUAUACCAGCUGGUACUAUUAUUGGUCUAAGUAUUAGUGGUCUUCAUAGACAUCCUGACAAUUGGAAAGAUCCGGAAAAAUUUAUUCCAGAGCGGUUUCUUGAAGAUACAGAUAUAAAUAAAUUUAUGCCUUUUGCAGCAGGACCAUUGAUGUGUAUUGGUAAAAGAUUUGCUAUGGCGGAAAUGCAGACAGUGCUGAUUCUAUUACUUAGAAAGUUCCGAUUCAAAAAAAUUCCUGAUUAUAAAUUCCGAAGAGUACAAAAUUUGACCAUGGUCCCAGAACCGGCAAUGAAUUUAAGUAUAGAAAGAUUAUGA